AGACGGUAUAUUUCGGUCCCCUCGGGAAAGGGAAGGAGGUCUGGAGAGCUGCAGCCUCUCUUUUCUUCCCCCCAACGCCCCCCUACGCCUCUCAGGUGGACCCUAAAAAGGGCCCCCCGUGGGAUGGCCUAAACUGCUCCUGGAAUGAGGGGGGCUUUCCUUCCGGACCCCAAUUCGUAGUCCUCCCCUGUCUCCUAGCAACUCAGUUUGCUCCUCCCUUGAACUGUUUCUGGCUAAAAGGUCGUGCGACCCCCCCCCCCAUCUUUUUUUUUCUUUUCUUUUUUAAUUCUUAUUCCACCGCCUCCAACCAGGGAAGGAAUGUCAAUAUUCAUUGAUUUCGGUCUCUCUCGACUCAUUGUUUUUAAUUGCCCCUCAUCUUUACCUAGCUGCUUUUUAAUGUUUUCGCGUGUUGAGGGCUUUGGCAUGCUGAAAGGUCCUGCAAAGGGUGCUGCGCUUCUUGUGUGGGUGAGGGCAUUUGUGACAAGGAACGGGAGGGGUGAAGCAUGAACGCAGAAGCAGAGGACCACGGUCAUUAAAACUGUCAUUGCUACUGUGUUGCGAUUGUAUCUCCUAGCUAUUGUAUCCUAUUAAAGAUUGCUGUUGUUUUCUUGGUACAACUAUACUUUAUUCCAUUCUAAUUAUUUGGGGUAUAUUUUCUAUUGCUUCCCUUCUUUAUUUCUUAGUUCAUACAAGAAAGGGAUAGUCUGUGCAGGGAGUAUGCAAAUAAUGUUGAAUUUUGUGCCCAUUUAAAUGUAUUUUGGAGCAGUGGUGUCCAAUCAUUUACCUAAGGUGGACUCUCUAGAUUAGUAUUAUCCAAUCUUGUUUUUUAUCCAAUGCAUGCUCUGAAACUCCCAAGGAAAUUCCUUGCCUGCAAGGAGUGUGAUCGAAGUGAUAGAUUAAACAAAAACACAGCAAAUGAGAAAAAACCCCAAAGAAUGAAAUGCUAAAGCAUUUGUUAUCACCUUAAAUUAUGAAUGUCUAAAGGCUCAGUUACAAAGACUAUAGAUAGAAGAUAUGGGAUCCAAAAUAAUAUCUGCCCCUUACGUUUGGGCAGCAUCGUUCAGAAUUAACCACCUUUUGAGUAUCCCACGUCAGCCAGAUUCAUUGGUCUUCAACUGGAGUGGACACCCCUGUACAAUAUGAAUGACUUCACAACCUCUCCCACCUCAAAAGGGUUGCUCCACCUGCAACUGGAGCCGACAUGGAGAAAAGUGGGAACAUUCAGCUGGAGAUUCCUGACUUCAGCAAUUCUGUCCUGAGCCACCUCAACCAGCUGCGCAUGCAGGGCCGGCUAUGUGAUAUUAUAGUCAAUGUGCAGGGCCAAGCAUUCAGGGCACACAAAGUAGUACUGGCUGCCAGUUCACCUUACUUCCGGGACCACAUGUCGCUCAACGAGAUGAGUACGGUUUCCAUCUCUGUCAUCAAAAAUCCCACUGUUUUUGAGCAACUCCUCUCUUUUUGCUACACGGGCCGGAUAUGCCUCCAGUUGGCUGAUAUCAUAAGCUACCUGACUGCAGCCAGUUUCCUGCAGAUGCAACAUGUUAUAGACAAGUGCACACAGAUCUUGGAGGGCAUUCAUUUCAAAAUUAAUGUAGCUGGCGUUGAAGCAGAAUUGAGCCAAACAAGGGCCAAGCAUCAAGAACGGCCUCCAGAAUCUCACCGGGCUUCCCCAUCUCUGAAUCGCUCUGUGAGUCCACACCACAGCACCCCAAAAGGAAGCCGCAUGGGCCAGGUCAGCACUGUGCUGGACAUUCGGGAACUUAGUCCUCCUGAGGAGUCUACAAGCCCUCAGAUAAUUGAGCAGAGCUCAGAUGUGGAGAGCAGGGAGCCCAUACUGAGGAUUAAUAGGGCAGGUCAGUGGUAUGUGGAGACGGGAGUGGCAGACCAUGGUGGGCAGGGGGACGAUGACGUCAAAGUUCUCGGAGCAGUACGAAUCAAAACGGAGAACCUGGAGGAGUGGCUGGGGACAGAAAAUCAGCCAUCUGGAGAAGAUGGGAGCAGUGCUGAGGAGGUCACUGCCAUGGUGAUUGAUACCACAGGCCAUGGAUCAAUGGGACAGGAAAGUUACACAUUAGGCUCAUCAGGAGCAAAAGUGGCCAGGCCAACCAGCACAGAGAUUGACAGAUUUAGCCCUUCUGGUAGUGUGGUUACUGUAAAUGAGCGGUACAGGUCAAAAAGUGAAUCUCCAUGGCGGGUGGAUGAACCCAAGCAACCCAGUUCCCAGGUGGAGGAGUCUGCUAUAGUUGGAGUGAGUGGCUAUGUUGAAUAUCUCCGUGAACAGGAAGUAUCUGAGAGGUGGUUUCGCUACAACCCACGUCUCACUUGCAUCUAUUGCGCCAAAUCCUUCAAUCAGAAGGGCAGCCUGGACCGUCACAUGCGGCUCCACAUGGGCAUCACGCCCUUUGUUUGCCGUAUGUGCGGCAAGAAGUAUACUCGCAAGGAUCAGUUGGAGUACCAUAUCCGCAAACACACGGGAAACAAACCCUUUCACUGCCAUGUCUGCGGGAAGAGUUUCCCCUUCCAGGCCAUCCUCAACCAGCACUUUCGCAAGAAUCACCCUGGCUGCAUGCCUCUGGAGGGGCCGCACAGCAUCUCCCCAGAGACCACCGUUACGUCAAGAGGGCAGGCUGAGGAGGAAUCUCCUCUUCGGGAAGAAGCCAAUAUGGCAGGCGAGACAGCACAGGGAUCUGUGUCCACCACUGGGCCAGACUGAAGAGGAAUGCAAAAUGGGUGAGAGGGAUCCUUUCAGUCCGUAAGCAAAUCCCAUUGAGAUGGUGAGCUUGAGCUCUCAUUUGUGCAAUGUCGCCGCUGGACAAAGAAGCUCCCAAGAUGUUGCCAAAAUAGAAAUGAUAUGAAAACAAAGUGCUAAAAGCUCACCUCCUUUUCCUCAUCUCCUUUUGAGGGGACGAGACAAAAACUGGGUCAACUAACCUCCGAUUCAGGGAUUGACAGCUUUUUUGGGGGGUGGGGAGAAGCUUUUUUAAAAAAUGUAUCCAGUAGUGAUCAAGGAAUGACAGCUUUUUGAUUUUCUUGGCAUCAGACCCUGUGGUCCUGUGGGCUGUAGAGGUCUAGCUGUGGUGAGUGCAGAGCACCAAUAUCUGUAUUCAUCACAGUAGUUGUGCCACUGAAGAAGUAAUGGGGACAAUAACUAGUUCUCCCUUUCUCUUUCCCCCUCCCCCUCACAAAAUAAUCUUCCAGGUAAUUAUUUUUGAGAAGAAUGGUUGUCCUGGUUGAACCUAACUUGGCUGAGUGUAUUUUAUCUCAUUUUAUUUUGGUGUGUCUUUUUAAAAUUGACCCAUUACUUUAAGGGCUUUUUGUUUUGUUUCUUGACUUGCCCAUUCUAGGUGUGUGGUCUUGCCUCUUUGUGAUGAGGCAAGUCUCUUUUGAUCAGUAUUUUAGAGGUGACACAAUAUUUACGGUAAUUAAGUAAGCUACCGAAAAAGACGGUAGUAGCUGUGAAGCUCUGCCAUGUUUGGUGGGAGAUAUUUUCAGUUGUGAAAUGUGGAUAAUGCAGAACACUUUGCAAUUCUUGCCCAAUCUCUGGGCUCUGCAAAGACUGAAAAGGUAGGAUGAGGUUUCCUGUCGUGAAUAAUUGUUUAAAUGGCGGCUUUGCCUCAAAGGUCAUAUUUUGCCUCCCUUCUAAUAUAACAGCAAUAUUUGUAUAUCAAAAUAAUCAAAUUCCAUUGGAGGGGAUUAUGGCUUGACUGUCUAAGAAUUGUUCUCUAUUUGGUAUUUUUAUAUUAAAAAUGCAAAAAAAUGCAUUAGUAAUAAUUCAGAAAGUUCACUUUCCAGUUUUCUACAAGCAGUGAUAGCUCUUCCUUGAGCCUUUGUAGUAUUUUUCACAUGAGUUUACUGAGAAGAUAGCAGUGCCGCUGCCAAACCCAGCAAAUACGCACUUGUCUCAUGUUUCCUAAUAUAUUGCUUGUUAGUGUAAGGAUGCAGGCAUGGGAGGGCAAAUCUCCUGAAGUUUUGUCUGAGACUUGCAAAAUAAGCAGCAGUUCAAGCUCUGCUUUAGUGUUGUGUUGUAUUGAUGUACAAAAGAAGCUGGUAUCAUGCCAAGAAGAUGAUGUGAAUCUCAAGAAAAUAGCUGAUAAGAUGAAAAAGCCAGCUAAUUGGGGAAGGUAUCAAAAUGGGGAGGGGAGAAAUCAUGCUAUCAUAAUGGGAAGGGAGAGAUGGCCUUGUGGUAAACAAGCUUGUGCUUUGUACUAAUAAUGGGCCUUCUUGUAAAAAUGAGGAUAUUUUCUUAAUUCAUGUUUUGGUUGAAAGAAUGAAUGAAAGCAGAAAACUUCUUUAACCCCCCCCCCUCCUCCUUUUCAUUGUUUGGUGUUAACUGAGAAAUUCAUUCUACUCCCCACCUCACAGCACCAAGGAUGCACUUCUCUGUAAGGUGGGGAGUAGAAUGAAUUUCUCUUUGUGGUCAGAAGACAGGAAACCACCAAUAAAGGUCAACUCAUAAAAGCUUUAAAGAGUUGGAUGAAACCCUCCCAAACUCACACACAUACACUCUCUCAUUUGGACUGAAGCAGGGAGGGUAAUAGAGAGAUACAAAUAUAUAUGCUGCUUUAGUUAUAGCUUUCGAUUUUACCAAAAAGUGUAAAAUUACACUCAAGAGCAUUGGGAAAUAUUUCUAGUUACUUAUACAAAGAUUUUAAGCAUUUAAAAAUAGAACUUUAAAAAUAUUACCAAACUGUAAGGCAUACAUUUAUUUAUCUACACAUAUGUUAUAUAUAGUUAUAAUGGGGAUGUUUAUCUGCUGAGCUGGUGAUGGUGUAGGUGAUAGCUAUACAGAAGAAUUUUCUCAAAAGCAGAAUUGCAGCAAAAUCCAUCCACGUUUAGGUGGCAAAGAGUUGAAGUGGAAUAUUGAAUGUGGUAUUCAUGGAGCUGUGAGUUUCUUGAACAAGUUGUUAUUGUACUGAUACUGUGAACUGAGGAGCAGCCAAGAAAUCCGGGUUCAUGCAGCAAUUCUUUGCUUGCUGGUAAGACUCCUCUCUGUUUAGCCUGGCCAGAGUCAAUAAGCACUUCUUACAUUUUAGCCUAGGCUUAGUUUUAGAAGAAAAAUAAAGCUUGUGAAAGGUUUUUUUUUAACUUGCCACUGUAGAAAUUAAUCAUUUCUAAUUGCAUGCGAAGGAGCCAAUAUUCUUGCCCAGAUCUCACUGAAGGGAGGUUUACUGCUUGUAGCUAUAGUUCCUGACCUCAUUUAGAUGUAACAAUACAUCUUCAUUUGGUAUUAUGAGUUAAAGUCUGCAUAAGCCUUGAGUUUCCACAUUCUCUCCCACCCAUCUUUUGAUGCAGCCACAAUGAGUUCACAAGUUGUCCUGUUUCAGAUUAGCUUGGAGACUGACCUGUUGUCUAAACACAAACUGAUGAAUCUUAAGUAUGAUUUGUUCAUACAGGUUGACUUCAAACCAUAGUCUAUGAAGUUGUAUUGCUUCAGUGAACGAUGGUUAAGAUUAAUCACAAUUUAAACUUUAGAUGAUAUGAAAAAGGUCAGGUUAUCUAAAACAGAACCUUCUAGUUUUCUUUCAGCUGCAUUGAAGGAGGAGAGGGGAGAAGGAAGUAUGGGAGCGCAAGGCUUUCUGUAUUUCAUUCUUGUAACGCUAGGUCACAAUUUAACAUUAUAUCCAAACAGCAACUGUAAGGAAUAGAACCAGGGAUCAUUAUCUUGUGUGUGCAUAUGUGUACAAAGGACUUGGGGGAUCUAGACCUCUGGCUGUCAGAUACUCUCUUAGCAAAAUUUAAUCGUUGCCAAAAAAUCCUGAGAUUUUUGUUAUUCAAAGAGCAAGUUUCUAGCCCUGAUUCUAAGAGAGAUUCCUGUUUGUAGUUCCCAUUAAUAAUUUUGGAGCUAGAGGGAGGAGCUGUUCUUCCAGUAUUCUAGAGGAUCUUGAUAGUACAGUGCACUUUUAUCUGUGUGUCACCUUCUUUUUCUUUGUGUGGCAGAAUAAAUGAGAAUGAAAAGAAACAGAAAUCCUGCAGGAAAAAAUGCAUUUAAAUUGUACAUCCAAAUAAAACAUACACAUUACUUGAAUGUAUUCAAACAGCUGUGAUUUGCAUGAUUCCAGUCAGGCCUGACAAAAGUACAUGCCCUCCUAGAGCAGCUGCCAGUCCCUAGCUGGGCCCACUCCCAGGUGUGCUUUGGAACCCAGCCACCCCUUUAAAAGAGUGGCUGAGUCUGGGAGCUGCCAUGUAAAUUUCUCAAAGGGCCCCAAUGUAGAGUUACUCUGGGGCAUUGUGUCAUCUGGUACUGAUCCAGACCUACAGUUGCCUACAGCUGCCACCGUGGCCAGGUAAGGGAAGCUCCCACUGGAAAGCAUUUUUACUAAGAGUUCCCUCAAACAUGGAACUGGCCUCGAUUCCAGUUACUGAGUAUUUAAAAAUUGCAGGUGCUUUUGUCUGAGGUUCAAAACCUGAGAUGGAAAGGCAGGUGCCUGGCAGACCAGAGCCAAUUGAUGACUAAAGAUGAAUGUUUCCCAGCCAGUUAGGAUAAGAAUUUGGCUUUGCUUGGUGGCUCAGGGUAGAUUCUGCUGGAUAUGAGGGUGGUCAGAGCAAAUAACAAAAUCUCUUCAAGCCAUACAGAAAAUAGCCUGCCGACUUCCUUGUCUCUACCCUGCAAUUUUAUCCUUCCCCCUGGAUACCCUGAAUUCAGAACCUGAGACUUGAGUCAGUUCUUUUUUCCUGAAGUUGGUUCUUUUUCUUUCUAGACUGCAAAUGACCAAGGGUUGUAACCAGCGUUAGCCCUACUCAGACUAGACCCAUUGAAAUUAAAAGACAUGAGUAAUUUAGGCCCAUUCUUUUAUGUUGGUUUGCUCUGAGUAAAACUUAGUUGGAUACAGCCCUAACACAUGUAUGUGUGGGCUGGUGGGUGCAUAACACAUUUUGUGGGCUCAUUUGCAAGGCUGGUUUUGUUGCCCAAACACAGCUUUUAGCAUCUUCAUGCUUUGCGUAGCAAUAUUCAUUCCUGUGUAUUACUAGUGAUUUUCAAAAGAAAGUAGCAAAUGUCAGUGAUAGGCUUACGUAUAACUGAAAGAAAACCAUGUGCCAAUACUAACCCUUUAACAACCUCUUCACUGCAGAACAAUUGCUUAUACAGCACAAGAGUUACCAUGCUCACUACUAUAACCUCAGCCUCGACUCUGCUAAUGACCUGUGCCAUCAGUAGCAUUAGCCUAGUCAGGCACAGUGCUCUUAGGAAGACUAAGGGAUGACUAUACUGUGAUCUCAGCCACAGAGAAGGCAAAUGUAGGCUUUUGUUUAGAUUCUAAAAUACAGAUGAUCAGGCAAUCUGCUUUUCUGUUUGGUGCAGCUACACGUUUUUACCCUUGCAAAACUGAUUUCAACUGUGAUUCAAAGGGGAAGGGAAGUGAAACCCUUUCACAUCUUCAUACCUCAUUAUUUAAUGGCCCACAUCCAGGUAGAAUUUAGUUGUAGUGAAUAACUUGUCUCAUUCUUUUCCAUGGGACUUAGUAAAAACUAAUAUUACCUGGAUUCGGCCAGUUUCCCCCACUUCUGUUCCAGAAAAGGCCAAGAAAACUUGAUUGCUUGCCUUUGGCAAUUGUCUCUAGAGGGGAAAGAUAGGUUUCAUAGCUCUGUGCUCGCAAAACAGUUAAAUAAAGUAAUAAUAAACUUCAAAAUGUGAAACAUUGCAGUUAUCUCCCCGAGCGUGCUGCUAUGUGUUUGUCUUGCCAAAAGCAAUAGAGUGACUUUGAUGUAAAUCUGAACCAUAUCACUGCUGAACUGGGAAACAAAUAUGUGUAUAGUUGAGAACAAUGAUAUGAAAUGUAGAUUAUAAUUCUAUGUAUUCUUACCUUUGAGUAAGCAUCACUGAACUUAGUUGGGGUUGCUGAUUAAACAUAUAUAGGAUUGGAUUGCGAUGGUGGUCUCCAGCAUUCCAGUUCCGCUAGCAUUUCCAUUUGCAGAGCUGAACUUUCCCUUCCUCUCUUCUCCCCUGCAGCCCCCCCAUGCUGUCUCAAAAUCAGCUCUGGGGGUGGGCACACUGGGAGGAGAGGAAGGGAACAUCCCAUUGUGCAAGCAGAGAUCUGCUUGCUGAGCUUUGGAUACAACCCUGAGUUUGAUCAGAUGAGACAAACUGAAAAAACUGGCACUUUCCCAGCAUUCAGAAUUUUCCUGCAAUUUCUAGUGGAAAUAUGUGCCCAUUUUCAUUUCUUAAAGCACCUUGGGAUUGUGUACUUUACUACUUUGGAGUGUCAGGUGCAUUUUUCAUAGCAUACCUUAGAGGUGACGGUGGGUUUAUACUUCAGUGCCUCUCUGUGUGUUGUCAUAAAGUGGCUUGAAGAUUUAUUGUAACAAUGGUCUUAAUCCAGAUUAAUCCCCCCAUUGUGUGCACACAUACGUAAAACAGCAAGUAUAUUCAGGGCAAUGCCUGUUAAAUAUGAAUUUUAAAAUAUUCCAAGUUACCCCACAGAAACAUAGGUGGUUAGGAUCAGUUAUAUGUUUCUGUGGAAGUUACAGACCAUUUGGGAUAUUAGUCCAGUGUUAGAUGCUUCAAGUUAUUACCAUGAAAUGGAAACAUGGUAAAAUAAAUUCCUCUUGAAGAUGGAGCAAUUGUGUAAAUUCUGCUUUGGUGCUUUUAAAUAAAUGCUAGAGUUUGUUAAAAGAGGGGUAGGGAUUGUGUGGUACAAUUGUGCAAUUUGCUGCUUGCUUGUUCACUGACUGCAACUAGCAAUUGUUGGUGGACAGAUGUAGAGUCAGUUAACUGAAUGGACGUAGACAGACACUGUGCCAUGCGGCACUGCCUUUCUUGGCUCUUCAAAGUCAUGUUCGGCAGAGUGAAUGGCUGUUUGCAGCAGUCUCUAACCUGGGGAUUAAAGCACCAUGCUGUGUUGGUUGUCCAUGGAGCUGGUUUACUCUGCACUCUGUUUCUGGGUUGGAAAUGGCAACAGAGCCCCACUGACUAUAUAUGGGGGCAAGACAGAGCUCUGCUGACAUGUGUUAGAAAUUCAGAUCUGUUGGCUUUGCGUGUGACUUUCAGUCUCUCUCCUUUAAAAAGCUGGUAGCCAACCAGGUGUAUUCCAGGUGUGGUUGGACUGCAGUUCCCAUAGUCCCUGAUAACUGGCUGGGCUGACUGGGGCCGAUGGAGACCAAUACCAUUUUGUGGGCCACAGAUUCCACAUCUUUCCCCUAGGCAAUAAGCCUGCCCACAGCUGGGCUGCCUUUCUAAGUUACCUGCUUUGGCUUUAAGCAGCUGGUACAGGCAAGUAGCAUUAUGGAGCAGAAAAUGAAAUAAAAAGCCAGCCAACAGAACUGGCUAUAUUUAUAGCAAGAUGCCAUGGUUGUUGCUAUGUUGUUCCUGAGGAAUGAGGGAUGCUUAGCCCAGCUUUCAACAUGAGCAGGGGUAACUUUAUUCCUUUGAUAUUGGAAAAUGCUAUCUAAAACAGUUGGGAACCCUUCUUUCUUUGCAUAUGGAACUUUCCUGGGAACAAAGCUGCCUUUGCUGGUGCUGAGCUCAGUGUGCAAACUAAAAACCCUGUGCGAGCCUUAAGAAUUGCAGGAAAAGAGCAAAAGUAUUGACCAGUGUGUUUGUUUUUCAGUAACAAAGACUUCUUUGUUGUAGUAUGCACACAUUUUAAAGAUAAUUCUUGCCAAGAAUUUUAAGUUUUUAAGCAUUAUUUAUCUUGUAGUGGGGUUUUAUUUUUCUGUUUUUAGGUGCAGAUUCUGUGUUUCAGUAUAACAUCAAUGGAACUGCUAUGCCCAGUUAAAAACAGCAACAACCCAGAAUCUGGCCAGAUUCAAACAGGUUCCAUGUUCUGGCCAGGCAAAACUUGCUCACUCUUAAAAAAAUUAAUACUGUCCAUGAUUUGGCACAAGAUUGCACCAGCUGUGCAUAUUGAACAAAAUUUAGCUGUUUGAUUCAAUUAAAGAAAAAAACCAAGUUAGUUUAAGUGGAAUUUAAAAGCUUUGGGGUCAUAGAUGGGAAGGAUAGAAAGACCCAAAGUUUGAUUGGGAACCAUUAAUAGGGAACGAUUGAUUUUCCAGAUUGUGACUUGGUAGACUGUGGAUUAUUGAAAAAAUAGCUGGAACUGGUUGCUUUAGUAUUACUGGGUUAAAAUCUAGUCUAUUUGAAAAUUGUUUCUUAUAUUACAUAUUGUGGCUACAGCAUAACUCCCAGGAGAUACUGUCAUAUCUACAUAGAUGAAUCAGUGUUACGCAGUUCAGGGACCUGCUAUAGAUCAGAUACCUGAAUCAUGAGUCUGUUAGAGGAAAAUCAGUAAUAUAGUUGGGACUAGUUGGUAUGUUUGCACUUGAUAAAAUGAAAUCUUGCACCUAUAAACUUAUGCUAAUAAAUGACUUUAUGCAAAUUAGACUAAUUUAUGUACAUUAUUUAACAUUAUGCUUACAUUUUGAAUAUGAUUAGCUCUUUAAAAUAAAAGCACAGUUACGAAAAUUUGUCGAACACAUUAUA
Molecule: messenger RNA, 10417 nt
Organism: Zootoca vivipara (common lizard)
Lineage: Eukaryota; Metazoa; Chordata; Lepidosauria; Squamata; Lacertidae
Gene: ZBTB37
Product: zinc finger and BTB domain containing 37
Biological process (GO): regulation of transcription by RNA polymerase II
Molecular function (GO): DNA-binding transcription factor activity, RNA polymerase II-specific; RNA polymerase II cis-regulatory region sequence-specific DNA binding; protein binding
Source: RefSeq, a predicted model, not a curated record